Molecule: messenger RNA, 1026 nt
Organism: Phaedon cochleariae (mustard beetle)
Lineage: Eukaryota; Metazoa; Arthropoda; Insecta; Coleoptera; Chrysomelidae
Source: the annotation of a GenBank genome assembly
AUGAUUAUUUCUUCAAAUUUUGCAUUACCCUUACAGGAACAGAACAUGGAGGCGGCAUCCGAUUGUCUCGAAUAUUUUGAAGAAAAUAAACCUAAAAGUGAUAGUUUAUCAUUUGAUCUACCAGAUGACUUGAGUGCUGGACUCUGCAUUAAUUUACAUGGUAUUGUGACACCCGAUUGUACUAGGUUUGCAAUCGACUUAGUUUGCAGUAAGGAUGCUAAUAGUGACAUAGCACUACACAUAAACCCUCGUUUAUCUCAAAAAUACAUUGUGAGAAAUAGUCGAAUACAAGGUGAUUGGGGGGAUGAGGAAGUGACAAUGGUGAGAAAGUUCAAUCCAUUUCGUGAGAAAACCAUCCACCUUGAAAUAUUAGUAGCAGAGAAAGAGUUCUUCGUAGCAGUUAAUGGAAAACACCUAUUCAAUUUCAUUUUUCGCAUUCCCGUAUCGAAAGUGAAAUAUUUACAAAUUGAAGGAGCCGUAGAUAUUACUCGUCUGAACUAUGAAAGAUCUGAUAUCUAUCCACAAAAGUCGCUGCCGGACUACAUUGUUGGAUACAAUGUUACUGCCGAAGAUUGCCCCCCUCCACAGCAUACAAACAUUCCUUUGACUGCGGGAUUAUCAGAAGGUUUUCAAAAUGGAUGCCAGUUGCUUCUCGAAGGCAGAGUGAAACUACUACCUGCAGAAUUUACUUUCAAUUUACAAGAUGGAUGUCACGUGUGGCCACGUCCUAAGAUUUAUCUGCAUGUAAAUCCCAGAUUCAGGAUGUCCGGCGAAUGCUUAUUGAUAAAAAACGCAUGGAUUGAGAACUUCUGGGGUCAGGAGGAACGCACUUCCCAAUUAGACCUACCGCCUGGUAGUAAGUUCUCUAUGAUGAUCCAGAAAGAUAUCGGAUAUUUUUCCAUUUGGUUGAAUGGAAAGCUGACAGGGGAAUUCAAGUUCAGAGGGAACGUGGACAGGAUAAAUUCAAUUUACAUCCAGGGGGAUAUUGACCUGCAUAAGCUAUACAUGAAUUCAUCACAGAGAUGA